Dioscorea cayenensis subsp. rotundata (Guinea yam) is the source of this 2249-nucleotide messenger RNA. RefSeq names its product type IV inositol polyphosphate 5-phosphatase 3-like. The transcript has 11 exons. Gene Ontology annotation, molecular function: phosphatidylinositol-3,4,5-trisphosphate 5-phosphatase activity; phosphatidylinositol-4,5-bisphosphate 5-phosphatase activity; inositol-polyphosphate 5-phosphatase activity. Gene Ontology annotation, biological process: phosphatidylinositol dephosphorylation. Bases 96 to 2027 code for a protein of 643 amino acids. The record is from RefSeq and is a predicted model, not a curated record. NCBI's taxonomy places the organism in Eukaryota, Viridiplantae, Streptophyta, Magnoliopsida, Dioscoreales, Dioscoreaceae.
AGGUGGGACUUUGGAGAAGGACGAAGGAGAAGAGGAAGGAGAGCAAGCCGUGUGAUUGGAAUUGGAAUUGGAAUUGGGAUUGAAAUCUCAAUCAGAUGAGGCAGAAGGGAAGGAAGCAGAAGGAGCGGAGUUGGGUUGAAGUUUGUUGUUUCGAUUGCGCAUGCCUGCAGCUUUGGCCGAAGAUUGUGCUUCGGAAAUGGCUCAAUAUCAGCACGAAAGACUCCGACUUUAGCGCUGAUGAGGGGGAUACCACGGAGAGCGAGUUUGAGUAUGAAGAGUUGCGUGAUGGGGAGGGGAGAAUCGGUGGAUUUGGAGCUCAAUCUAAUGAUAUCUCCACUGAGAACAUGCCUUUCAAGGGACGGAGAAGAAAGUCAGAGACGUUUCGUUCACAAUAUAUAAAUACCAAAGAACUCAGGGUUUGCGUAGGGACGUGGAAUGUUGCAGGGAAACUGCCAUCUGAUGAUCUUGAUAUCUCAGGGUGGCUGGAUAUUGAGGAGCCUGCUGAUAUCUAUGUGCUUGGUUUUCAGGAGAUUGUCCCGUUGAAUGCUGGCAAUAUAUUUGGUGCCGAGGACCACAGACCAGCCUCGAGAUGGGAGUUUCUAAUUCGUAAAACACUGAAUAGUAUAAAGCCGGCCAAGCCGAAGUAUAAAUGUUUCAGUGAUCCUCCAUCACCUUCGAGAUUUAAUCCAUCAGCUGAUGUUCUUGCUAUUGAAGAUGAGAUAUUGCCUGAAAGUGACAGUGAUGGUGAUGAGGAAGUUCAUCCAUUGGAAGAACACUCAUCCGUCUUCCAUAUGGGUAACAAAGAUGGAUUCACUGAAACUGGAGAUGGUUCACAUUGCAAUCCAGCGUCUUAUGACACUCUUAGGACUCAUGCUGAUGUUCCACAAGAAUUUGGCUUUGGCAUGCAUACCUCAAAGAGAUUACAAGAUCCAUAUUGUGCUUUAAUGGAUGCGGUAGGAAAUUCUAAACCAUCAAUAGCCCAACAAACCAGGCUAAUCAGGACCCUCAGCUAUUCGGAGAGGCCGGGUUUAAUUUGGCCAGAACAACCAUUGAAUUUGUUGAAUCAAACAGAUUUUGAAGGCUCAAAAGCACUAAAAAGUCUCAGGUCUUUUAAAACCUAUAGCUCAUUUAAGUCAUCUCAAGGAGAUAACAAGGUUUCUCCGAUUACAAGUCUGAUCACUGAACUUAACCUGGAUGCCAUGUUAUGUAAAAAGAAAAGGUCGUCUUUUAUAAGGAUAAUAAGCAAGCAAAUGGUUGGGGUUUUUCUUUCAAUAUGGGUCCGUCGAAGCCUGCGCAAGCAUAUUCAGAACUUGAAAGUAUCUACUGUUGGUGUAGGUGCCAUGGGUUACAUUGGCAACAAGGGAUCAAUAUCAGUCAGCAUGUCUAUAGAUCAAACAUUUUUUUGCUUUAUAUGUAGUCAUCUAACGUCAGGCGAAAAGGAUGGGGAUGAACUUCGAAGAAAUGUUGAUGUCCAAGAAAUUCAUCGUAGAACACUGUUUACUUCAGCUUCUUCAAAGGAAUUGCCUAAAGUUAUCUAUGAUCAUGAAAGGAUAAUUUGGCUCGGAGAUUUGAAUUACCGCAUCAACUUACCUUAUGAAAGAACACAUGAUCUUAUCUCAAAAAAGGAGUGCUUCAAGUUGGCAGAGUGGGAUCAAUUAAAGAAGGAGCUGAAGAAAGGGCGUGUUUUCGAUGGUUGGACAGAAGGUGAUCUGAGUUUCCCUCCUACAUAUAAGUAUGAAGUUAAUUCAGAGAAGUAUAUUCGGGAUGAUUUAAAGGGUGCCAGAAGAACACCUGCUUGGUGUGACCGCAUCCUUUCAUAUGGUAAAGGAUUGAGGCUUCUGAGUUACAGAACAAGCAAGUUAAAGCUUUCAGAUCACCGUCCCGUCACUGCCAUUUACAUGGCCGAGGUUGAGGUAUUAUGUCCCAGAAAGCUACAGAGAGCUCUCACUUUCACCAAUGCGGAGCUAGAAGAUGAAGGUGAAAUGGUGCAAGACUUUGAUGUGGGUGCAGGAAUGGACCACAACUAAAGCUUGGAGAGGAAAUCACAGAAUUGACUCAGCUGUAGGCAAGGUUUCACUCUCAUCUUAUGUGUACAUGAGAAUUAUUUUGUUGAGAAUGUCAAUUUUCUCUUCCAAAUAAGGUUAUGCUUUGAUGAAAGUCAAUUGCUUGUGCAGUUUGAUUAAGUAACGUCACUCUGUACAGUAGAAAAGCUUUGUCUAUUUCUUCUAAUGUAGAGUUCCUUUGUUUCA